Molecule: messenger RNA, 1959 nt
Organism: Strongylocentrotus purpuratus (purple sea urchin)
Lineage: Eukaryota; Metazoa; Echinodermata; Echinoidea; Camarodonta; Strongylocentrotidae
Exons: 2
Coding region: 16-1182 (388 amino acids)
Source: RefSeq, a predicted model, not a curated record
GGAUGGAGGGGAGCCAUGCUGAUCAUGGGGGCAAUCACCUGUAAUCUCAUACCUCUAACCGUUAUGGUUGAUACAAACAUUCAUGACAAGUCAGAAAAUGUGGCCACUUCUGAUUCAGUUAAAUACCACAACCAUUCUGAAGAAAUAUCUAUCAAGGAUCGAGACAGGAGUUCACUCCAAGAAUGUUCGUCAAUGGUGACUAAUAAUGGCCUAAACAAUGAUGCCACCGUGGGAUCAGAGAAUGAAUCUAUUCUGCGUCAUACGGAACACUGUCAAGGUUUGAUCUCUGGAACGGUUCAAGAUGAAUGCGAUGAAAUGCAAGACACAUCACUUCAACAAUACAAAGAACCGCUAGGAGAUCGUUGUCCCACAUCCAUGACCACCACGUCUGAACAAGAUAAAGGCGAUUUGUGCAGUGAAUCAUGUUCAUUGAUGGAAAUAAAUGACAACUUACAAUCCCCAACCCACGGCCGACAUCAACAGGGAGUGAACGACUUGUCAAGUUCAGGCACCGAUCAUCCAUCUGCGGAUACUACCUCGAAGCUCUCUCUCAAAAGAAUUCGUCGGACUUUGAUGGACUCCGUAUACAAUCAGGACAGAUGUCUAAUUGUCAUCAUGGUUGCAAAUGCCUUUGUUGCCAUGUUACAUGGAGGAUGGCAUGCUUUCUUUAUACCUCGAGCCAUCAGUCGAGGAAAGUCUCUCUACUCAACGCUCUGUCUUUUAUACUCCACAUCUGUUGCGUGUUUUCUUUCGCGUAUCUUCAUCGGCGUCAUUCUAACUUCAAAACUGGUUUCUGGUUACGACCUCUUCCUUCUCCUGAGGCUAGUCAACAUUGCCUCGAUGCUUGUCGAUAUCUUCUCUGCCAACUUCGCCGUCAUGAUCGUUACGUCAUUUAUUACGUCAUUUGCCAUCAAUGAAGAAAACAUGUUCAUGAUUUUCGUCUCCAAGGAACGGUCUCCUAGCUCGGCCUUUCCGCUCGUUUUCGCCAUGAUGCAAAUCUCUUUCGGGAUAGGAGCUCUCGUUGGUACUUAUCUGACAGGAAUGCUGGCAGACAUGACGGGAAGCUACACAACAUCGUUUAUAUGGCUCCUGGCUAUAGAGGGCGUCAUCUUCUUCAUGAUGAUUCCUCCCCGUUUCAUCAGAUCAAAGUUUCAGAAGGAAUCACAAGACUUGCAAUCAUAAUAAUUGGAAAAGAAAGUUUCAUAAAAAGCGAUUUAUUACCAGUUACACCCGACCAAAGCGUAAACAUUUGGAAAGAACUGGUACAUUAUGCUAGGGUGCUCUUUGUAGAUUUCUCUUCUGCAUUUAAUGCGAUAGUUCCUGGAACCUUGGUGAAAAAAAACUAAGCAGUGUUGUGAGUCCCAAAUUAUGUCAAUGGUUAAGGGAUUUCAUGAUAAACAAGGUGCAACAAGUACGUUUUGGAAAUGUUAUGUCCCAAGUUAGACGACUUAGCACAGGUACUCCACAAGGAUGUGUGCUCUCGCCCAUCCUUUAUACAUUGCUUACUAGUGAUUUAUCUUGGUCACUUUUGGUUCCACAUAGCGCUUGCCCUGCCCUUGUCUAAACGAUGCCAUCUUACCACUCAGCAAAUUAAAUUACGCUGACUUUUCGGCGGGCCUAGGUAACUCAGGCAUAGAUUAGGGGCGUCUGUGUACCUAAGUGUUCGGAGGGGUUCAUAUUCAAUCUCAAAAUUUGACAAUAUAAAAAUAAAAUGUAAGCAAAACAUUCAUGGGCUUGGUUAGUGUUACUUUACAGUGCGGAUUAUUUGUUAUAUCUAUAGACAUCAACAUAUACACAACAUAUAUAAAUAUGCAUAUAAUUAUAUACAUACGUACCUGCACACAUGCAUAUCCCUUCCUAUCAUGCGGGCUUGUCCAAAAUAAAUAAUUUGUAAAGACUAUUUUGUUAAGAUACGUAAUUCUGUUAAGUACAGCAUACCAUGUUCACUACUUUAUUGAA